This is a messenger RNA of Haliotis rubra (blacklip abalone), 805 nucleotides long. RefSeq lists its product as uncharacterized. The transcript is spliced from 4 exons. The record is from RefSeq and is a predicted model, not a curated record. Gene Ontology annotation, biological process: positive regulation of voltage-gated potassium channel activity; regulation of synaptic transmission, cholinergic; sleep. NCBI's taxonomy places the organism in Eukaryota, Metazoa, Mollusca, Gastropoda, Lepetellida, Haliotidae. Bases 259 to 777 code for a protein of 172 amino acids.
CCUUCAAAUUUGUAACCAUGUCAACGGCGGAGAGGAGUACUGCGCAUGCGUCAGACUUCAGCGGCAGACGAUAAGGAUGCUGCGUGAAUUAGACAGAGCUACUGUGGAGGCAGUUUACAUUUGUUCCAGUUGAAUCUGUAGCACAGAGUCAGUGAAUGGAUAACGAAAACCUCUGGAAUCUGUGAAAAUGUGACGAGCUAAAUGCUUGGAAUAUUUACAAGAGCGUUAUGAAUGAGAGGAUGAUCAGACGUAUCCGUCAUGGUGACUUCUGUUCCUUUGUGUGUGACGGCUGGAAUCUUCAUUGUGAUGCUUCUCGUUGCAGGAGGUGAUGGCAUUGGGUGUUUUGCGUGUACGUCUAUCAACCACAGCAAUGUUGAAUGUGAGGAUACAUUUAACAACACCGGGAAGUACUAUAUUGAGAACUGCUGGGCAUCCAGGAAGGGAAGGGUAGGCCAAUUCCCGGGCACACAGUGCAUCAAGAUGAUUGCAGAGGACUAUACCAACGGCAAUACCGUCAUCGUCCGCAACUGUGUCGUCGACGACGGUGGCACCAACUCCGAGACAGAAAUCGGUCGGCAAAGCCACUGUGGUUGGAUGCGAGUGUUAAGAUAUAACGGCAGGGAAAUGCGGGGAUGCAUACUCAGCUGCGACUCGGACGCUUGUAACAGUGCUGAGAUGUCAUCGAUGAUGUCAAACUGGAUGACGUCAAUAUUCGUGAUCUGGAUUUUGUAUCACUGGAACUCAAUCUCAGGGUUAAUCCCAGGUGUGGCAAGUUGAGUUUUGUGAGGUAUCUCACCUGUAUACA